This is a messenger RNA of Camelus dromedarius (Arabian camel), 3122 nucleotides long. It is a transcript of the gene FICD, whose product is annotated as FIC domain protein adenylyltransferase. The transcript has 3 exons. The coding region runs from base 144 to 1520 and encodes 458 amino acids. NCBI's taxonomy places the organism in Eukaryota, Metazoa, Chordata, Mammalia, Artiodactyla, Camelidae. The record is from RefSeq and is a predicted model, not a curated record. Gene Ontology annotation, molecular function: protein binding.
GGCAGUGGAGGUGGGCCCCGGGAGCCCGCGACCAGGGAGACUUCCAGCGCCGGUCAGACCGAGGCGGGGUCCGGCAGCGGCGCGCGAUCCUGCUUCUCUCUGAGUAACUGUGGAUAUGUGCAGGGGGUCCCCCCUGAGUCCAGAUGACACUCACGCCGAUGGCUUCAGUGAUGGCGGUGACUGAACCCAAAUGGGUGUCAGUCUGGAGCCGCUUCCUGUGGGUGGCGCUGCUGAGCAUGGUGCUGGGGUCCCUGCUGGCCCUGCUGCUGCCGCUGGGGGCCGUGGAGGAGCAGUGUCUGGCUGUGCUCAAAGGCUUCUACCUGCUCAGGACCAAGCUGGACAGGGGGCAGCAUGCCAGCACCAAGUGCACCAGCCCCUCCACGGAGCUCAGUGUCACCUCCCGGGAUGCAGCGCUGCUGGUGAGCAAGACCAAGGCCUCUCCAGCCGGUAAGUUGGAAGCCAAAGCCGCUCUGAACCAAGCCCUGGAGAUGAAACGCCAGGGCAAGCGGGAGAAGGCCCACCGGCUCUUCCUGCACGCGCUCAUGAUGGACCCGGGCUUCGUGGACGCACUCAAUGAGCUGGGCAUCUUCUCGGAGGAGGACAAGGACAUCAUCCAGGCAGACUACCUGUACACCAGAGCGCUGACCAUCGCGCCCCACCACAAGAAGGCGCUGGUCAACCGGGACCGGACGCUGCCACUGGUGGAGGAGAUCGAUCAGAGGUAUUUCAGCAUCAUCGACAGCAAAGUGAAGAAGGUCAUGUCCAUCCCCAAGGGCAACUCAGCACUGCGCAGGGUCAUGGAGGAAACAUACUACCACCACAUCUACCACACGGUCGCCAUUGAGGGCAACACCCUCACGCUCUCGGAGAUCCGGCACAUCCUGGAGACCCGCUACGCCGUGCCGGGGAAGAGCCUGGAGGAGCAGAAUGAGGUCAUCGGCAUGCACGCGGCCAUGAAGUACGUCAACGCCACGCUGGUCUCCCGCCUCGGCUCCGUCAGCAUCAGCGACGUGCUUGAGAUCCACCGGCGGGUGCUGGGCUACGUGGACCCGGUGGAAGCCGGCCGCUUCCGCACAACACAGGUCCUCGUGGGCCACCACGUCCCGCCCCACCCUCAGGAUGUGGAGAAGCAGAUGCAGGAGUUCACUCAGUGGCUCAACUCCGAGGACGCCAUGAGCCUGCACCCGGUGGAGUUCGCGGCCCUGGCGCACUACAAACUCGUGUACAUCCACCCCUUCAUCGACGGCAAUGGCAGGACCUCGCGCCUGCUGAUGAACCUCAUCCUGAUGCAGGCGGGCUACCCGCCCAUCACCAUCCGCAAGGAGCAGAGGUCCGAGUACUACCACGUCCUGGAGGUCGCCAACGAGGGCGACGUGAGGCCGUUCAUCCGCUUCAUUGCCAAGUGCACAGAGACCACCCUAGACACCCUGCUCUUCGCCACCACAGAGUGCCCGGUGGCACUGCCGGAGGCCACACCCAACCACUCUGGGUUCAAGGAGACGCUGCCCGUGAAGCCCUAAUGCUGUCAGUACCCCCCUGAUGACAAAGGAUGUCCCCAGAGGGGAUAAAAAUCAAAUUUAGCAUUCUUAGAAACCUCCUCAUCUCCUUGAGCAAAAGGAGAUGGAUAAGGAACUUAAAACAUUCUUGACCUCCAGAUGUUUCUUUAUAGAAGAAAACUAAAUUAUUAAGCCUUGUCCCUAAGAUAACUUAUAAUUCAGCCAAGUUAUUUAUUUCCUUUGGAGCUGGUAACUGUGUGGUAUCAGCUGUCUGUGCUGGUGGCCCCCAGUCUGGUAGGGGGAGGGUGCCAGCAGGCUUGGGGGGCAACAGUGUCCAUGGUGUGACCAGAACACAGGUUCUGGAGCAGAAUUUGCACUAAGGGGAGGAGAGGUGGGGAAGCUGUGGGAUGAGGUACAGAGCCAGAGGAAGAACUCCCAGCCUUUCUGAAACUGGCUGAGGGUCUGGGACUCCCUGGGAAGUCGGCUCGUCUGAGGAGAACCUGGUUGCCAUCCUUUCAGGUGUCGGCUCCCCCACCCAGCGGUGAGUGCUGUGGCCAGCCCUCGCUGCUAGAGCAAGUGCGAGGUAAGACAGGAAUGCUGACGAUACUGCUGGUCUGGUACCUUGUUCCGAGGAUUCUUUUGAGCCAUGGUUGGCAAACUCCAGGCCCAGAGGCUGGCAUUUUUCCACAUCAAGACUGUUUUUCUAUUUAAGAACAGGGACGGGGCUCACCUGGUUUCUUUCUAUCAAUCAGUGUUUCUCAUGCUGGCAGCAACUCAGAUCAGAUGUUUGAGUCUAGAAGUUCUCUGGGUUUGUCACCCAACAAUUAAAUCCUGCUGCAAAUCAAGUAUUAGAAGACAGAUGCCAUGUCAGUGCCAAACAAGCGUCUGUGAUAAGUGUGCCUGUUCUUAGGAACUAAGAAAAAGCUGACCACAGCCCCAACGUGUCCGCUUUAAUCCACUUACUCACCUGCCCCACGGCCAGUGUACGGCCCGGCAUCCCCUCGGGGAGGCAGACUAGAGUGCCUCAGAGGAGUGGCCUUACUUCCCUAGCAACUUGUAAAAAGAGGAAACAUUACGUGUCACACAGCCAAGGUCCCAAAUUGUCAUCAUGGAAGGAGACUGUCCAAUCACACGUGGCCCAAGUGCCAACACGACUGCUGCUAUCCAGAGUCUGCAGGGCUGGAAACGAGGGGCCCCUUAUGCGGGCACCAAGCCAGUGCUGUCUGACGCUGUGCGCACUUUGCGUCUGAAUGAUGGUGACUGUCUACCAAGUGCCGUCUGACUUGAGAAGUCACAGCCUCACAGGGAUGAGGUCACUGUUCUGACGUAGCAAGUGGUCAGCUGACGGUAUACUAAGCACAGAGUAGUUCUGAAAGGUUAAGUGAGACGAUGGAUGAGAUGGCCCCAAAUGGUACUCAAACCUUUAUAAAAAGUACUUUUGUAUGUGUGUGCUGCCGCGAGGUAUUUCUUAAACCUUAACUCCUCUCAUCUUGCUUUUGUAAGUGCACCGCGGAAGCCUGACAGACGUGUUUGCUCUGUACCAUGGGGAGAGAUUUGCACUUUAUUAGCAAACGUGAAAGAUAUUAUUUUAACAGAUUACUGAUAAUAAAGUAUUUUGUUACAUAA